Molecule: messenger RNA, 5361 nt
Organism: Juglans regia (Persian walnut)
Lineage: Eukaryota; Viridiplantae; Streptophyta; Magnoliopsida; Fagales; Juglandaceae
Exons: 2
Coding region: 1-5361 (1786 amino acids)
Molecular function (GO): nucleic acid binding; RNA-DNA hybrid ribonuclease activity
Source: RefSeq, a predicted model, not a curated record
AUGGUCAAUCGACAGGCAUUCAAAUCUACCAUGUCAAAGAUUUGGAGACCAGAAGGCUGGAUCCAGUUUAAGGACGUGGGAGUCAACAGGAUGCUGGUGGAGUUCCAAUAUGAUCGUGAUAAAGAAAAAGUUCUGGCGGGACGUCCAUGGUCCUUUGAUAGAGCAUUGAUUUGCUUACAAGAGGUAGAUGGAGAAGUCCCUCUGAAGGACAUAAAGUUCGAGAGAGAGCUGUUCUGGGUGCAAGCCCACAACAUGCCAUUGGCAUGCAUGUCAAAAGAAAUUGGUCUGAUGCUGUUCUCGGGGAUGGAAAGGGUCCUUGCGGUGGAAACAGAUGACGGGGGAUGCGGAUGGGGCAGUAUCUUAAGGGCCAAGGUGGAGGUGGACAUCACCAAACCACUGAUCCGAGGAAGAUUAUUAACAGUUGAUAGGUCUCAGAAAUGGAUCCCAUUCAAGUAUGAAAGACUCCCUUCUUUCUGCUUUGAAUGUGGUUCCAUAUUACAUUCAAAGCAGUGUGCUGGUUCUACGCGUUACAACAAGUUGGAAGCAAACAAUCAGUAUGGCCCUUGGCUCAGGGCUAACCCUUUGAAGGGUUAUGAUGCGGAUACUCAUCGGUAUGGUGGUACCAAGAACCAUCAAGCCCAACACAGCCAGGAGGCGGGAAACUCAGAGGCAAGGGCAACAAUGGAAACUCAGGAAGCUAGGCACUAUGCCAGAGAUGAAGGGACCAGGUCAUGGGAGGAAAAAAGUAGAGUUGAGGAGCAGAAAGGACACUGGGUGACAGUGGUCCAAAAUGAUCACAAACACACUUCCCCUUUCCCUGGUCCGAUGGAGACUUGUAAAAUGUCUUUACCAAAGCAGGAAUGUGUCAGUCUAGAGGAUGAGGCGCUGGGUAAUGUUGAGUCUAAUCAAGCUACAAAGUCAAUCCCAAAGCUAGACAUCAACACCAAGUUGGACCUGGCUUCUCCAGGGAGCUCCCUGGCUGGUCAUAUCAGUUCGAUGGAUAGCUUUUUCAACCAGCAAAUCCAGGAAUUGUCUAAAGUAGCCCGGAAACCCUCUUGGAAACAUAGAGCUCGAGGUAAAUCCCCCCAAGUUACCCUUCUCUCUUCCCCUGGAGGCAAGGUCCAUAGUGGCACCAAAAGGCAAGUUGAACCUGAGCUUUUAUCUGUGUCGAAUGGAAACCCAAGCAAAAAACACAAAAACAUGGAUGCAUGUGUCGAGGGUAAACCUGACAAGUUGGUGGUGGCUGCUUGGCAGCCACCACCAACAACCAUGAUUUGCAUAAGCUGGAACUGCCGAGGGCUUGGGAACCCUCGGACAGUUAACAUCCUUAAUCUUCUAAUUAAGGACAAGUCCCCCAACAUGUUGUUUUUUAUGGAAACUAAAUGUUCUAAAAAUAGAAUUGAAGAACUUAGUAAAAUUUUGCAUUUUGACUCCUGCAUGGCAGUGGAUAGUAGAGGCAGUAGUGGAGGGCUGGCCUUGAUGUGGAAGAGGACCUUGGACAUCUCGAUCUAUAACUACUCAAGAUGGCACAUAAGUGCCUAUGUCAAAGAGGGUUGUGACCGUAAUCCAUGGCUGCUAACUGGUUUUUAUGGCCAUCCUGAAACUGCUAAAAGGGAUAUGAGCUGGGAUCUUUUGAAACUUAUCAAACUUGAGAAUCAAGUGGCUUGGUUAUGCUGCGGUGAUUUUAAUGAAAUAACCUGCCUAAAUGAAAAAUCUGGAGGUGGUACAAGACCUUACAGACAGAUGGAAAAAUUUAGAGAGGUCAUAAUGGAAUGCUCCUUGAAACAGUUUCUGACCCGAGGCUCAAAAUUUACCUGGUCCAAUAAUAGAAGAGGUAGAGAUUUUACAAAAGAAAAACUUGAUAGAGGAUUGGCUAAUCCUUCUUGGCUCAAUAGGUUUAAUGAUUCAUGCUGCCAAGUCCUCCCUGCAAUGAACUCUGACCACUCCCCACUUCUCAUUCGAGUAAGCACAAAAGAGGUUAUAAACCAAGGAAAGCCUUUCCUUUUCAGAUUUGAAGCUGCUUGGAAUCUGAAGGCUGAAUGCUCAAAUAUAAUCAAGAGGGCUUGGAACGAGAUGGCAAUGGGAAGUGAAGGUGCUGUAGGUAUGAAUAGAAGACUUAAGAAGUGUAGUCUUGCUUUAAAGAAGUGGAAUGUUUCUGAUAACAUGAGAACCCCAAAAGCUAUUACAGCCAAAAUGAAAAGAUUAGAGGAAAUGCAGGAUUCAAACCAAGGAAACCAAGUGGAGGCAAUCCAACAGUUGCAAAAGGAAUUAGAAACUGCUCUUGUAGAAGAUGAUCUCAAAUGGAAACAGAGGGCCAAGCAACACUGGUUACAAAAUGGGGAUAAAAACACAAAAUUCUUCCACCUCCAUGCCACCCAAAGAAGGAAAACUAACAAGAUCUCCCAAGUGUUAGAUCAUAAUAACUGUGUUAUUACUGAAAAGGAAGAGAUUGGGAAUGUCUUUACAAGUUUCUUCUCGGAUCUGUUUACCAGCUCAAACCCUUACAACAUAGAAGGGUGCCUCGAGGAUGUGUCUCCAAAAGUCUCACCUGUGAUGAAUGAAUUGCUUCUACAGAAGUUCACAGAAGAAGAGGUCAAGGUAGCUGUAUUUCAAAUGAAGGGUAUGGGUUCCCCAGGCCCUGAUGGCUUUCCAGCCUUAUUCUACCAAUCCCAUUGGGACAUUCUUGGAAAGGAAGUAUGCAGGUUUGCACUGAACAUAUUAAAUAGUGGAGGCUCGUUGGAGGGGGUUAAUGAGACAUUCAUCACCCUCAUUCCUAAGGUUAAAGAGCCAAAGAGAGUCCAUGAUUAUAGACCUAUAAGCUUAUGCAAUGUCAUUUAUAAAAUUGUUGCUAAAAUGGUCUCCAACAGAAUGAAGCUUGUUUUACCUGACAUAAUUUCAUUGAAUCAAAGUGCCUUUGUGCCAGGUAGAGCAAUCUCUAACAACAUAGUGGUGGCCUAUGAAACCCUUCACACCAUGGCUACUAGAAUGAAGAGUAAAUCUGGCUUCAUGGCUCUCAAACUAGAUAUUAGCAAAGCCUACGAUCGAGUGGAGUGGAAGUUCCUCUCUUCUGUCAUGAGCAGAUUGGGUUUUGAUCAGGCAUGGAUUUCUAUCGUACUGAACUGUAUCUCCUCAGCUUCAUACUCCAUUUUGCUAAAUGGUGAGGCCCAAACCCCCUUCAAGCCUUCGAGAGGUUUAAGGCAGGGGGAUCCUUUAUCUCCCUACCUUUUUAUCCUCUGUGGUGAAGCUCUCUCAGCCAUGAUUCAGAAGGCUGAUCUCAUUGGCAGCAUCUCGAGUGUUCCCAUGGGUAAAGGCCCCCAAAGGGUCAGCCACCUUUUCUUUGCUGAUGACAGCUUAAUUUUUUGUAAAUCUAACUCUCUUGAGUGGAGUAAUUUGAUGAGAAUCCUUAGCAUCUAUGAAAAUGCUUCUGGGCAGGUUCUUAAUAAGGAAAAGUCUUCUAUCUUCUUCAGCAAGAACACUCCUCUUGAAAACCAGAAAAUCAUAUUGAGUAUUGCAGGGGUCAGAUCCUCAUGCUCGUUUGAAAAAUACCUGGGCCUCCCCUCCAUGGUUGGCAGAGCCAAAACAGCUGCCUUUCAUAACCUUAUUGACAAAGCUUGGGCAAAGAUUACAAAUUGGAAGACAACUUGCCUCUCAGCAGCAGGUAAAGAAAUUUUACUCAAGUCAGUGUUGCAGGCCAUUCCCACUUAUGCUAUGGGCAUUUUUCGCCUCCCCCAAUCCAUCACCAAAAGGCUGGACCAACUAUGCAGAAAGUUCUGGUGGGGUUCUACUGAGGGGCAAUCCAAAAUUCAAUGGGUGAAAUGGAGUAGCUUGAGUAGAGGUAAAGGCCAAGGUGGUUUGGGUUUUCGAAGCUUCAGCAGUUUCAACCUUGCCCUCUUGGCAAAACAAGGAUGGAGCAUCCUCCACAACCCAAACUCACUUUCUGCCCAAAUUCUUAAGCAGAAAUACUUCCCUUCAUCAAACUUGUUAGAGGCCAAAGUGGGAAGUAGACCAUCUCUGGUCUGGAGGAGCAUGAUGGCAGGUCUGGAACUACUUAAAGAGGGCCUCAUCUGGAGAAUUGGAAAUGGCCAUAAAGUCAAGAUUUGGGAGGCUAGAUGGGUUCCAAAGAUUGCUUUACUCUCAUCCACACACAGGGACUCAAGGCUGGAACGGGUGGCAUAUCUAUUUAUCCCAGAUAAAAAACAAUGGAACGGUCCUUUACUUCAAAGCUUAUUCUCCCAGCAGGAGAUUGAGCUCAUCAAUUCUAUCCCUAUCAGCUUGGGAAAUAGAGAGGAUAAAUUAGCUUGGGAGGGAACCAGAAAUGGCCUUUUCUCUGUAAGGAGUGCCUAUCAUCUACGUCGAGAAAUCCUGGAAAGACAAGUAGCAGGACCCUCGAGAGUUCAUGUACUCAGUAGCACAUGGAAAUCCUUGUGGCAAUUGCAGGUUCCCAAUGCUGUUAGAAUGUUCCUUUGGAGGGCUUGUAACGAAGCUAUUCCCACUUUUGCAAACCUGAAGCAGAGAAAAUUGAGAGAGUGCAAUUUAUGCCCAAUCUGUCAACUAGAAGAGGAAACAACAGGUCAUGUUUUAUGGGGCUGUAGUGCUGCUCAAGAUGUAUGGGGCCAAGUCAGUAUCAAGGUAAUGAAAAUGGCAAUGCAACAUGAUUUGUUUCGAGAAGUAUGGGACCAGCUAAGUGAAAAACUACCAAAAGCAGAACUUCAGGUGGCAGGCUCAAUUACAAGACUUCUAUGGCACAGAAGAAAUGAGGUAGUGCACGGCAAGGAAUUAAGACACCCUAACUCUAUCCUCCAUAAGGCCUAUGAAGACACAAGACUGUUCAAAGUUGCAAAGAACCAGGUUAAUCCUCUUGGGGUGAAUCUCUGCCCUGAAGAUAAGCUUUCUUGGAAAAAGCCUCCUGAUGGCAAGUACAAAAUUAACUGGGAUGCUGCUAUAAAUGUGUCUUUGGGUGUGCUAGGAAUCGGUGCCAUUAUCAGAGACAGUCAAGGCAUGGUCUUAGGUACUAUCAGAGCAAGAAGAUUUAUAAGUGUCUCCCCGUUUAAAGCCGAAGCUUAUGCAAUGCUGAUGGCUAUCAUCUUUUGCAAGGAUACGGGAUUUACUAAUAUAGUGCUUGAAGGGGAUUCACUACAGGUAGUCAAACAGAUGCAAAAGCCUGUCAAGGAUUGGAGCCAGGGUGGUCUUAUAAUCGAAGAUGCCAAAGCUAUAUUGAAGUCCUUACCUGGCUGGAGCAUUGGUCACAUAAGAAGGGAAGCUAACAUGGCAGCUCACGUGCUGGCCAAAGAUGCCCUCAAUAGUGUUGAAGAUUUGGUCCACAAAAAGCUUAAGCACUUCACAGAUGAAGUUCUCGACUGA